CCCCUAUCACAAUGGAUCAUCCAAAUUUACCCUUCGGCUUUGCACUGCCCGGUCACCCACCAAUACCACCAACCCCCAACAUGAUGGCAGCACAUCCAUCGGCACAUCCUGGACCCACAGCCAGUCCACCACAAAGUGUUCCAGGACGUCGUACACCUCUCGGCUCUGUGGGUCUGGGUGGAUUUUAUGCACAGGGAUUGGGUAUGAUACAAAGUGGUGGUAGUGGUAUGCCACCAGGUGAUGAAAAUAAAGCAGAUUCUGGUCUUAUGGUCAUGGAUAAAAGUGCAAAUAAUAAUUUAAUGUUGGCACCACCAUCCACCAGUGGUAGUUCAAUUAGUUCGUUGCUACCAUCAACAGCGGGCAAUAACAAUAGUGUUCGGGUUCGAGGAGGCAGUGGUGGUAGUGGCCAUUCAGAAUCAGAUGGUGGCAGUUCGUCCAGUACUGGCGGUGGCAAGCAGAAAAAUCGGCAGGGCAAGUCGGUGCGUUUGAAUAUCAAUGCAAGAGAACGCCGUCGAAUGCACGAUUUAAACGAUGCCUUGGAUGAAUUACGCACUGUGAUACCCUAUGCUCAUUCACCAUCGGUACGAAAGCUAUCGAAAAUUGCCACCUUAUUGCUGGCCAAGAAUUACAUUCUUAUGCAGCAGAAUGCCAUUGAAGAGUUGAGAAGACUUUUAGCCUAUAUUCAAAGUACCACCGGUGCAGCUCCAUUGGACUUGGCCUCAUUCCCAGCAGCAGCAAAAUUACAAGCACUAUUGCAGGGAGCAGGUGUUGAACCACCUGCUGGUGGUAACAGUUAAAUUUAGAUUU
This is a messenger RNA of Musca vetustissima, 807 nucleotides long. It is a transcript of the gene Oli, whose product is annotated as class E basic helix-loop-helix protein 22. NCBI's taxonomy places the organism in Eukaryota, Metazoa, Arthropoda, Insecta, Diptera, Muscidae. The coding region runs from base 12 to 797 and encodes 261 amino acids. The record is from RefSeq and is a predicted model, not a curated record. Gene Ontology annotation, molecular function: protein dimerization activity. The transcript has 3 exons.